CCAGUCUCUUCCUCGCUAUGCAAAAAGGAGAGGGCAAAUACAAGAGAAGGCGUCUGAAUACAGACUUUAGCCUCUGAAAAUGUAAAUUUCUGCAAACUUCCGGGCUGAUUUUCUCUGAGAGUUGCCUAGAUAUUCUCAAGUUUGUUCCUCAAGGUUAAGGCAGUAUGGAAGUUGACGACGAUACAAAUGAAGCCGUUUAUUCGAGCGGCGAAGAAGGUGGUACAACUGUCAUGUCAGAGAGAGUGUCGAACUUGGCGAAUAGCAUCUACAGUGAAUUUGAACGGAUGAUACAGAAAUACGACCAAGAUGUUGUAUCAGGGCUCAUGCCGUUGAUGGUGUCAGUGCUGGAACAGUUGGACAGUGCCUAUGGCGAUAAUAACGAGCAACUCGUCGAGCUUGAAAUCUUAAGCGACGACAACGAGCAACUUAUAACGCAAUACGAACGCGAAAAACAGUUGAGAAAGCUUGCUGAAAAUAGAUAUCUGGAAAUUGAAGAUCAGAUUGAAGCAGAGAAGAGGAAUGCGGAAAAAGAUAUAGAGAGCCUUGAACAUGACAACAGAGGUCUUGAGGCUAGAAUAAAAAGUUACCAGGAUCAUGUCGAGCGACUGGAGGAAAGAAUAUCUGAGAUGAAAAGGGAGUAUGGCUCAUUGCAUCAAAGACAUUCAGAGGUUGUGCAACACUACAUGGAGAGAAUUGAAAGAGCAGAGAAAAGAUCUAUUGCAUCAACAGAGACACCACAGAAAGGCCUAAACAGACUCAAGAACCAGCCACCUGGCAUCCGCUCCCCAAUUGGUCCACCAGGGAGUUCUGUUCCUGAGUUAUCAGGGGAUGAGGGUACGGCCAGCCCUGUUGGCUCUAUACCCAAGAGUCCAGAGGCCGACAUGACCUCUCCUCCUGCCUUUGUGGAUGGUGGUGACAAGAAUGUACUUUCUCUGAGGGAUGAGUCUAUGACAGAGGAUGCCACAAGCUCAACAGGACUGGAGAAAAGCCAGGGCGCAAACGUCGAUGGCUUAGAUGUCAACAACAGCACCUGCAGCAUCUCUGAUGUGGACAACUUGCCGAUUGUGUCAGCGAGGGAAGCUGCCAAUAUGCUGACCCCUGGUUCAUCUGAUGUAUCACUGACUGGAAUCAGCAAAGAUGCUGCUGCAAUACUUGCCUCUACCCCUGAACUUUCAGGCAGCAAUGUUGUAACAGAGGUGGCGAGGCGGGAAAAAGGCAGCAGCAGUGCUAAUCGACCGGUAUCGCUUGAUCUAGAAAAUCUACCUGAGGGUGUUGCAGCAAGUUCAUUGUUUGCAGAGCUAUCGUCGGAGGAGCCAGAUGUGAUUGGCCAGAUGGACACAGGGGCAGAUAUUAUAGCCAUGGGCAGAGAGCUGGAAAAUGUAAUGAAAGAAAAUAAGGAGCUUGUCACUGUGAAGAACAAGCUAGAGACACAGAAAAAUGACUUGUUGAAGCGACUAGAAGAACUGUCCAAUGAUAAGGAAGUGAUGACAGAAGAGCUGAAAUCCCUGCAGGAGGUCAAACAACGCAUGAAUAUCAGAGUUACUGAGUGUGAACAUGAACUUAAACGGACCAAGCAUGAAGCCGAGAAGGCAACAGUUGCUCUUAAAGAGGCCAGUGUGUCAGCAGCUCAUAGGAAGCGGUUUACCAGGGUAGAGAUGGCAAGAGUGUUGAUGGAGCGAAACCAGUACAAGGAGAGGCUGAUGGAGCUCCAGGAGGCUGUCAGAUGGACUGAGAUGAUCAGGGCCUCUAAAGAACGAAAUUUAGAAUUGCAGCAGAAGAAAAAGUCUUCAAUCUGGAAAUUCUUUAGCAAUCUCUUUGGGCCAACCCCAAGAGCAAGACCCAACCCUUCCACCGUCAGCAUUAGGUAUAACUCAGGUGAAGGCCAAGGCACACCUCCAGCCCGGCGACACAACUCACUCACCAACCUCAACACUGGCUCAAACAUGAGUGGCGGUUAUGGAAGUGAGAACUUUGAUAGGCAGCGAUUGAAUGAGCGGCGUGAGCGUUACAAGCAGGUUAGGGCUUACCUGAACACUGAUUUGAGCGAAGGGCGGAUGCAGGCAUAUGGAUGGAGCCUACCUGCCAAGUACUCCAGCGAGGUGGCUGAGGGGGGCAAGAGCCUUGUCUCGGUCCCAGUGCCUGUAUACUGCAGGCCACUGAACCUGUCUGACCCAGGAAUGAAGAUCUGGUGUGCGGCUGGCGUGGACCUAAGUGGGGGCUACACUAGUGACGGUGGUGCUGCUAUUGGUGCUAGUGUCUUCUAUGCAGAUAGCCCUGGUGGAGAAGAUGUGGAGAUCAAGGAGGCAAAGCCUUCCACCACCUGGAUAGGUAGCAGCACUCACUCAUGUAGCAAGAUCACCAUCAUCGAUGCCAACUAUCCCCAGAACAUCCUGGAUUGCUUUGUCGUGUGCACAUCCCAUCUCCUUUGUAUCACAGCAGUCCCUGGGGCCAGUCCUGGUGACUAUGAUGCUGCCAGUGUGGGAGACGGAUCAAAGGAAAGUAUUACUGGAAGUCAAGACUCCAUGCUGUCUGGAGCGAGCUCUGACUUCUCUGAUCCCUUAGGUGCUCGAGUGUCGUCGGCGCCACAGGAUUCCCAAACUUGCGACAAACAACCUGUGUCUGAUUCACCAACUGUGACUGAUGUGUCAACAAGCGAGAGCGACCGGGUGGAUGCGAGGUCUGCUGAUGGUGAGGGUACCAAGAUGAGCAGUGUGCUACCGACGAUGUGGCUAGGAGCUCAGUCAGGAUGUGUGUAUGUGCAUUCGGCCAUAUCGCAGUGGAGGACAUGCAUCCAGUCUAUACGUCUCAAGGACUCCGUCCUCAGCAUCGUUCAUGUGAAAGGACGUGUUCUUGUUGCACUGGCAGAUGGAACAGUCGCCAUAUUUCACCGAUCAUCAGAUGGCCAGUGGAACUUCAACAACUACCACCUGCUUGACCUCGGGCGCCCACACCACUCCAUCCGGUGCAUGGCAAUGGUGCACGAUAAAGUGUGGUGUGGCUAUCGGAACAAGAUCCAAGUGAUCCAUCCCAGGACCAUGAGAGUCGAGAAAACGUUUGACGCUCAUCCUCGGCGUGAGAGUCAAGUCCGGCAGUUAGCGUGGAUAGGGGACGGAGUGUGGGUGUCCAUCCGUUUGGACAGCACUUUGAGACUAUAUAACGCUCAGACGUACCACCAUCUGCAGGACAUUGAUAUUGAGCCCUAUGUCAGCAAGAUGCUGGGCACCGGUAAACUUGGCUUCUCCUUCGUGCGCAUCACCUCCCUGCUCCUCACCAAUGACAGGCUUUGGGUCGGAACCGGAAAUGGCGUCAUACUGUCUGUCCCACUGGUUGCGGCGCGGCCCGCAAGGGAUGAUGGAGAUCAGCAGCUGGCUGUGACGAGUAGCCCUGCAAAGGGUGGUCCAGGGGGUCCUGUCCGGGUGUACAGUAAUGAAGGAAAAGAUGGCGACGCUCUGGUGAGCUCAAGCAGCUUCAUGCCAUAUUGCUCAAUGGUGAACGCCCAGCUGUCAUUCCACGGUCACCGAGACUCCGUCAAGUUCUUCGUGGCCGUGCAAGGCUUCAUGAAACGCGUAUCCAGUAGCCAAUCAGUGAGCACUCAGACUCAGACCUCCCCCAACCAGACUCCACCCAGCAGUAACAGCCCGGAGAAGAGGAACCAGGACAUGAUGUUAGUGCUGAGUGGGGGGGAGGGGUACGUGGAUUUUAGACUUGGCGAUGGUGAGGAGGCGGCCGUGGAGGACUCGGCCGGAGACCUGAUAUCAGUCACCCUCAAAGGGCAAUCCACCAGCGAAAGGAGCCAUAUUAUGGUCUGGCAAGUCGCAUCUAACUAGCCGUUACGUCAUCGUGGCAAAAAGUGACGUCAUCGCAGUCUUGACUUUACGUCUUUAUCGAGAGUUGUCUAGAUAGAUAUGACGUAAGCAUGUAAGGCUGCAUGUUAUUGGCCGUGACGUCAUUGUGGCAAUGUAUCGUAGUUAGACAUAAUGUAAGCAUGCAAAGUUGACUCGCGCUUGUCGUGACGUAAUUUUAGCUGGUUGUUCUUAGCUGGAUGUGGAAUCGUCAGUAAUUUUCCUCGCAGCUAUGACGGCAGUGACGUCGGCGUAUGGUAUGAUGAGGUGUUCUAUCUUUGUGUUUAAAAAUCAUCUCUGUUCAGAUGUUAGCAUCUUGAGAAUUGAAAUGAGAAUUACGAUUCUCAGUUCAUCAAACAAGAGAUCUACAAUCGAAAAAUAGGAAAAUCUUAAAAUGUGAAGUGCGAUAUGUCGCGAAACAUUUACCAUAUCCAAAGAAAAGGUGAUUUAGAAUGCGUGAGUGUAAUUGCCGGUGACAGGUAAGAUGCGGCAUCUAGUUAUGGUAUCGAGGCCGUGUUAUUAUGCGAGAUUCAUUCCAGGUUUAGUAUUUCUCAUUGGACCGUUUUUCAGAUAAUGGGGUCCUGAGACAUUCGUGUUUGAUAGCGAGGAUUUUUGUAGAUAGGCUUUUGUUCACAGCCAACUUGCAAAAUUACCGCAUUUUAUCUCUUGCCUGACGAAACAAGCAAAGAAUAAUAAGAAAGCUGCAAGCAAAGUCUGGCUUGUGAAUGCCUCGUUUACCAGCUUGAAUUACACAAGACUCGCAAUAUCUGGUAAAUAGUCAUGGUUUAUCCUUUAUUUUCGCUUUUUUGAGGUUUUCGAUUCGUUCGAGUUUCUGGUUACUCAUUCUCUUUGAAAAAGUACGUUUUUCUUAAAGCAACAAAGGUCCCGCAAUUUUUUCUGAAGUUGCUAAAGAAGGAGUGAAUUCCAAUACUCUAUAUAUCUGCUACUUUUAAGAAAUUUAUUUUUGUAUAGCUAUAUUCUGUUAAAAUUGGCGAUGAAGCUAGAUCGAUAAGGUAUUUUACGUUGACAGAUUUUUAUUGACUAAAAUUUCUUUUAAAGGUAAAAAGGCGCAUUUUUUUCUUAACUAUUUAAAAAAAGUAAGUCCACUAUAUAGUAAUUUGAGGGGUAUGUAAAUAAAACUAACGCUAUGGAGAAAGUAUUUUUCGUCUAGGAUAUUUUUGGCUCUUGGAUUUUCUGUCGAACAGCGCCAACAUUGCUGUGUUGUUGGUGUAUCUCGUUGGUAGGUGCCGCCAAGGGUUCGUGUUGUUUUUCUUGUAGUUUCCCGAGCGAGGCUGCGCCAUCAAUGCUGGGAAUGGGAAUGUUACCACUUGUUUGCCCGAGUUCGUAAAUAGAGGGUUAGAAUUAUGUAUGAUUGUUGGCAGUUAUUUUCGAAACCAUGUACAUGUGUAAUGAAGAUAAGUAAGGUAAUCGGAACUAAGUUAACUUGUAUAUUAAUCGUAUUAUUUUAAUUGUAACGCUGUAUAAGGACGGAAGGGCUACAAAGAUGACGACGACUCAAAGUAGCGCGCUGAGACUUGAAGACCAUGUGAUAGGGGGCGGUAACGAGAAAAAUACGUUCAUUUCACGGUCUUUCCAUAAUGGGGACAUGGCUUUAAUUCCCAUUGUGAAAUUAUAAUAUCAAAAUUCUAAGUGUAGAAUGGAAGAAAAGUGUUCAAAAAGUUUGCCGUUUCAAAUCAUAUUAUUUUUUUCGAUAUAUCAUAUACUUUAAGGUAUCGUUGCGAUGCAUCGCCCUUCUAUUUGUGUAAAGCCCUUUUGCACCUCAAGCGUGUGAAAACAUAGAGGCACUCUUGUCCCAGACGUUUUUCUAGGUAUCUGAUUGGGCUUCCUUUGGUCUGAUUGGGUUUCCUGUGGCCGUUCGUGGGUUUGCUCGUCCCAUAGCCCUCACGGUUCAUCUCUAAGGACAGGACCCCUGUAAGAACGCCUGGGACUUGGUUAACAGAAGGCUAGAAAUGUAAGACCAUACAUAUAUAUAGAGUAGUACUAUUUCAAAAUGUAGUAUACUCGCCUGCAAAAAUGACAAAAUUGAAUGAAAAGAAUAAUCAUAUUAACCAGUUCUAUGUUUAGUAUCAAGAAUGAAAUCAUUUGUUCUUGGUGUGUAACUUAUUCUCCCCAAAUUGUACUGAGUUAUGCUAAAAGAAAAUUAAUUUAAGUCGAACCUUAAAUAAAUUAUGAAACUACU
This is a messenger RNA of Nematostella vectensis (starlet sea anemone), 6042 nucleotides long. Its product is annotated as C-Jun-amino-terminal kinase-interacting protein 4-like. Gene Ontology annotation, molecular function: MAP kinase scaffold activity; kinesin binding; signaling receptor complex adaptor activity. Lineage: Eukaryota; Metazoa; Cnidaria; Anthozoa; Actiniaria; Edwardsiidae. The transcript is spliced from 23 exons. The coding region runs from base 165 to 3827 and encodes 1220 amino acids. Gene Ontology annotation, biological process: vesicle-mediated transport. The record is from RefSeq and is a predicted model, not a curated record. Gene Ontology annotation, cellular component: cytoplasm.